AUUACCCUCAGGAAACAGAACAAUUCCAACAGAUAUACUCGGUCGUUGCAGUAUUUCUUCCUCCCCUUCCCCAGAAUAUCCUCUCUUCAUCCCCUUCCCUCCUAUCCCUUUCAAUUCCAAUCCCCGUUACAGCAAUAACAACAAGAAGAAGUGCUUGAGCAGCAAAAUCAAACCCUUAAGAGGGCGAGCCAGCCCUCCCUCCUUCUUUCCUCCAUUAUUCCUCCGAGCGCAGAUUUGUCAACGCAAAGAAAGGUGGGGUGGAAAGAAGGAGACGAAGGGAAAUUAAUCAAUGGAGGGCGGGAGAAAUCAAUCGAAUAGUGGGAAUGGGACUGUGAAUAAUGUUGUUCGAUCUGGGUUUCCUCUCAGCUUCUGGGAAGCCGCCGUUGGCGCCUUCGUCAUUCUCGGAUUCGCGGUGGGUCUCCUCCUCGUUUACCUCACCCUCCCGCCGUCCGAUUACAGCUUCCUCAAGCUGCCUCGUAACCUCGGGGAGCUCCAAAUCCUCAGGGAUCACCUCGAGACUUACACCAGUGAUUACACGGCACAAGUUCUAGUCGGCUACUGUGUGGUCUAUGUCUUCAUGCAGACGUUUAUGAUCCCGGGGACUGUGUUCAUGUCGUUGCUGGCCGGAGCCCUCUUUGGGGUUUUCAAAGGUGUAGCUCUGGUGGUGUUCACUGCCACUGCUGGAGCUUCCUCUUGCUUCUUCCUGUCAAAGAUCGUUGGCCGCCCUCUGGUCUUCACUCUCUGGCCUGACAAGCUCGUGUUCUUCCAAGAGCAGGUGGCACGUCGAAGGGAGAGAUUGUUGAACUACAUGCUGUUCUUGAGACUGACUCCUACAUUGCCAAACACAUUCAUCAAUGUGGCAUCGCCUAUUGUAGAUGUGCCUUACCACAUCUUCUUCCUGGCGACCGUCAUUGGGCUCAUCCCCGCCGCUUAUAUCACUGUCAAGGUAACUCUCUUCCUAAUUUCGCUUUACCUACGCGCCACUAAACUUUGGGGUCACUAACAAAUAAGUUAUAAGCUUGGAAACUGAUGGUCUAGUGUGUACAAUUCGAGUGUUUGUUAUAUUAGUUAUUCUAUUUGAUGAUAAGUUAGAUGAAAUUCAGAAUUCAGUUACCAGUUGGUUGUCGACCGUUUAUGUAGUAAUUGGCACAAUGUGCAACUUUCAGGGCAUGUAGUGAGGUGACAUUGUUUCUGUGGUUGUAUCGUGCACAGGCAGGAAUAGCUCUGGCAGAGCUGCAGUCAGUGACGGAUCUAUACGACUUCAACUCCAUUGCAGCUAUGUUCCUCAUUGGGGUCGUUUCCAUCACCCCCACGCUGAUGGGCGGCAACGAACAGAAGAAGAAAGCCGCUAAUGCUGCGAUCGAAUAGCAGAUGACGACGACAUGAUGGUGAGUGUCGUCUGCCUGUGGAAGAACACGAAAGGUGCUUUCAAGGUAAAGGGCAUGGUUUCUGUACGUACAGACCAGCACUAGAAGGAAAAGGCGGAAGGGGGCAAAAAAUGUACAGCUGAUGCUGUUAGAUAAAAGCUGAGAUGGAUGGGCCGACUGUUCGUGAUGUUGGAAUGUGUAAAUUUGAGUGCUUUUGUAAAGUCUGAUGGGGGAGAAGGGUGUUCGGAGGGAAGGCGGGAGAGGAAAGGGAGGUGGAAGUGGACAUUGUUAAACUUCAAUCAUGUAAACCGUUGUAUAGCUCCCACCUUUUAACUUAUUCUGUAAGGAAAUAAGAUUUCUUCUUAUU
This is a messenger RNA of Linum tenue, 1734 nucleotides long. The record is from the annotation of a GenBank genome assembly. NCBI's taxonomy places the organism in Eukaryota, Viridiplantae, Streptophyta, Magnoliopsida, Malpighiales, Linaceae.